Messenger RNA from Microplitis mediator, 3009 nucleotides. RefSeq names its product V-type proton ATPase subunit H (gene VhaSFD). Gene Ontology annotation, cellular component: lysosomal membrane; vacuolar proton-transporting V-type ATPase, V1 domain. The record is from RefSeq and is a predicted model, not a curated record. Lineage: Eukaryota; Metazoa; Arthropoda; Insecta; Hymenoptera; Braconidae. Bases 138 to 1697 code for a protein of 519 amino acids. The transcript has 10 exons. Gene Ontology annotation, molecular function: proton-transporting ATPase activity, rotational mechanism; protein binding. Gene Ontology annotation, biological process: proton transmembrane transport.
UAAAGUCUUGUGAUCGAACAACUGACCAUAGAAAAAUAAAGAAUUUACUUGAGUGUACUUGUUAAAGUUGUGUAAAAAAACGCCUAUUUAGGCGAAUUAUUUAACUUAAAUAUAAAUUUAUUUUGCAAUAAAUAACAAUGGCAGAUCGCGCGAAUAUUAAUCAAAUAAUUCCAGCUUUGCCUGAAGAAAAACAUGAUAUGUUAGCAGCCACUAGUGUUCUUCAGCAGCAGGUUGCUGAUAUCAGGAGCCAAAAAAUAAACUGGCAGUCAUAUAAUCAAUCACAAAUGAUCUCCCAAGAAGACUAUGAUUUUAUCGUUGGCUUUGACACCAAUGACCCGGCAGUAAGAGAUGCGAAAUUGAAACAAAAUCCCAGCCAAGCAGCCAAGACCUUUUUGAAUUUGCUAAGCCACAUCUCCAAGGAUCAAACUAUACAAUAUAUUCUUGUCAUGAUUGAUGACAUGCUUCAAGAAGAUCGCAGUCGCGUGGAAAUAUUCCGCGAGCAUGCCAGCCGUAAACGCGAAUCAGUCUGGUCGCCAUUUUUGAAUCUGCUGAAUCGCCAGGACGGAUUUAUCAUGAAUAUGACAUCCCGUAUAAUUGCAAAACUCGCGUGCUGGAGUCACGCUCAGAUGGAGAGCGCUGAUCUACAUUUUUAUCUAACCUGGCUUAAAGAUCAGUUGAAAUUGAGCUCUGAUGCCGUGCAGGAGUCACACGUGUAUGCCGAGGUGGUGCAAGACGGCGUACCCACUGAGCCCGGGGAGGCGACCGAUCUCCAAGAAAUGCCCAGCCCGCAGAACAACGAGUACAUACAGUCGGUUGCAAGAUGUCUCCAAAUGAUGCUGCGUGUUGAUGAGUAUCGUUUUGCAUUCAUUUCCGUUGACGGAAUAUCAACACUCCUGAGUGUUUUAUCUGGACGCGUCAACUUCCAAGUUCAGUAUCAACUCAUUUUCUGCUUGUGGGUCCUUACCUUCAAUCCACUUCUUGCUGAGAAAAUGAACAAGUUCAAUGUAAUUCCGAUACUGGCUGACAUCCUCAGCGAUUCUGUUAAAGAAAAAGUAACUCGUAUAAUUCUCGCUGUAUUCAGAAACUUAAUUGAGAAAGUUGGAGACAGACAAGUAGCAAAAGAGCACUGCAUCGCUAUGGUCCAGUGCAAAGUAUUGAAGCAACUGUCGAUUUUGUGCCAACGUAAAUUUGACGACGAGGACAUUACAGAAGACAUUGAGUUUCUCAACGACAAACUCCAGGCUUCUGUUCAGGACCUGAGCUCAUUCGAUGAGUACUCGACUCAGGUGAAGUCCGGGCGGUUGGAAUGGUCACCGGUCCACAAGUCAUCAAAGUUCUGGCGUGAAAAUGCCAGCAGGUUGAACGAAAAAAAUUACGAGUUGCUCCGUAUCCUCGUUCACUUGCUGGAGACCAGCAAAGACCCGUUGGUAUUAAGUGUCGCUUCCUUUGACAUCGGGGAAUAUGUCAGACAUUACCCACGUGGAAAGCAUGUUAUUGAGCAAUUGGGAGGUAAACAACGCGUGAUGCAACUACUGAGUCACGAAGAUCCUAAUGUACGAUAUGAGGCUUUGAUUGCUGUUCAAAAGCUCAUGGUUCACAACUGGGAAUACCUCGGUAAGCAAUUGGAGAAAGAACAGACCGGAGCGAGUGGAACUUCAGGCCCAAAACCUGGAGCACAAGUUCCCGCUAAAGCGUAGAGUCGUUAUUAAAUAAACGUAUGGCAUGGAAUAUAUAUAUAAAUUUUAAAUUGUUAUUGUACUUUAAAUUAUUUUAUUAAUUAUGUAUUGGCUUUGAUUGGUUGGCUACAUUCCACUCAUUGCGACGCGAUCGCUCUGUUCCUCUGACAAAAUUAUAAGCAAUCUAUUUUUUUUUUUUCUUUACUAUACUGAUAAUUAAAUCAAAUCAAUGCCAUGUACAUACAUCAAGAAAAUUACUUGUAGAUAAAAAAAAUAUCUUGCGUUUGACACGCGGUAAUUAAUUAAAAUAUUAAGAGUAUAAAUUCUGUACUAUAAAUUAAAACAUUAAAGGCAAUUUCAAAUAGUGCCGCCACUUUUUAAAAACUCAAUUGUCAAAGCCGUAUUACAAUUUUAUUGAUCAAGGCCAUUCUCAAAUAGUGCCCCCACUUUUUUGAAAUAUUUAAUGACUUUAAAUUGUAAUGAAUGUAUUUUAAUUUUGAUAAUUAAUUUAAAAAAAGUUGCGCAUUAAUUGAAAAAAGCGCAACGCAGUUACAAUUCCACCGAGACAGAUUUUUAAAAAAAUUAUUUACAGUUGAUAUCAAUCAGGAGUUGAACAAAAUUUGGAAAAUAAAUUUCAGUAAAAUCUUGAUGUCAAUUUUAUAAUUCGAGAUUUAAAUUUUGGCGGCUAAAAUUUAUUUAAUUAAUUUUAUUUAACUCCUGGUAGAUUUUGACUGUGAGUAAUUUUUUUUAAAUCUAAAUUUCGGCGAAAUUGAAACUGUGUCCUUUUUUCAAUUAAUGCUUCAAUUUUUUUAAAAUUAAUUAAUAAAAUUUUAAUACAUUCAUUACAAUUUAAAGUCAUUGAAUAUUUUUUAAAUAGUGGGGGACUCGGAGAAUGUCCUUAACAAAAAAAAAAAUCGAAAAAAUGACAAUUUCGCCGAGACAUAGAAUUUUCAAAAAAUUACUUACACGUCAUCAAAUUUUUUGAAUAAAUUUCAGGCUACAAAAUUUGAAAAUUCGAAUUGUGAAAUCGCCAUGAUUUUACUGAAAUUUAUUUUCAAAAUUUCGUUUACCUCUCAAUUGACAUCAAAGUAAUUUUUUUUUUUUUUUUUAAAUUCUACGUCUGAAAUUUUUUUUUCAAUUAAUUUUCUAAUUUUUUUUAAAUAAUUGAUAAAAUUUUGAUUAGCUUGACAGUUGGGUCAUUAAAAAUUUUUAAAAAGCGGGGCACUGUCUGAGUGGCCUUAAAGUUAUAUAAUUAUAAUAUAAAAUAAUCAUAAAGUAGAGAAUGGAUUGAAGAAAUAAAUCAAUUAAAAGUAUUAACACUAAAUAUAAAUAA